UCUGUGUACGCAUUCCCGGUCCAUCCUGCCCCAUCAUUGUCUUUUGACGCUGCGAGCGUUUAUCGUUCGUCUGGGGGAGUGGGUGUGUAUCCUCGUCUUCCUGUUCGAGCUCCGGAUGCUUCCUGCUUACUUCUCUUAUGUGUAUUUUUUACCGACGCUGAUUUUUAUUCCUCUGCAGGAUGUGAUAUUUCAUUCAGGGCCGCUAACAGAGCAGCUAAAUGCUCCCCUCCUGUCCCCUGGAUAUGGGCCAGAUAAUAAUUUCUCAUCUUUAUGAUGUUUUCACGCUCUGCUGUGCCCUGCUUAAGUCAAGAAACCAGCGAUUGUUGCUGCUGAAGGCAAAAGGAGAAAAGAUACAAUAAUACAGGGAACGGGGGACGGGAGGAGCAUCUUUCACUUUUCACUUUCUCGGUCCCAUUCCCGUUUCCAUCUGCACAAUCGAAUUGGGAAUGCCCGGAAGCAGUGUGACCAUAAUUGCGAGCCCGACUAGACGAAGACAUUGUUUUCCGUGGAGUCGGAGGGAUGCGAUGACGAAGAUGCCGUCUUCGGUGGAGUGAAUGAUAUCCCUCGUCCGGUGGCUUCCUCCACCAAACUUGUUUGCUGCCCCAGCUCGUCAUGGUCUUUUUGUUGCGGAGAAGUAGUGGGUCAGCGGAGCUGGCUGGAUGUAAUAAUGAAAUUUAUGUCUGCAUAACGCUGAUUUAUGUACGCUAAUGAGGUUUUUAAUUAGUUAAUGCUCGUGCGGGGUACGGCGGGUGCCAAAUUAGCCAUUUUGCUCAUGCAGCCCUGGAUAAAAGUAAAUUUCUGACAUUUAGAUACCUUUGCUUAUUCAGUAUAGAAAGAAUUUAUCAAAGCUAGCUUUCUACGACGGAAAAUGUUAGAGAACCUUGCAAAAGACGACGAGAAGAUGGAUGUAGACACCAGCAAUGCCAAUCAGAUCACCAAGGAUCGCCGAAGACAGGAGGCGCAUUAUUUCAAACUCUAUGGCCGCAUUGAGAUACACGAAUGGCUGUUGAAGGACUCAGUCCGAAUUAAGGCCUACCGCGAGGCCAUCCAGCACAACGAGUUCUUCAAGCACAAGACCGUUCUGGAUGUGGGCUGCGGCAUGGGCGUCCUUUCGAUAUUCGCAGCCAAGGCGGGUUCCAAAAGGGUCCUGGCAGUAGAUGCGGCCACCAUUUCGGAAUAUGCCCAACAGGUAGCCCAGGAUAAUGAAUUUGGCAGAGUUAUAACGGUGAUCCAGGGAAAAGUGGAGGACAUUGAACUACCUAAUGGGAUUAAAAAGGUGGAUAUUAUAGUGUGCGACUGGAUGGGCUCCUCCCUGUUUUCUGGAAAUAUGCUCGAGUCGUUGUUAUUUGCGCGGGACAAGUGGCUGUCCUCCGCAGGCCACAUCUAUCCGGACACGGCUCAGCUUUAUCUGGCGGCCAUCAAGGGACGGGACCAGGAUCUUGGCUUCUGGCACGAUGUGCACGGCUUCGACCUGUCCGCCAUCCGGCGCAGAUGCGAGUCCAAGGCGGUGGUGGAGCACGUGACCGGUGACCAGCUGAUGAGCAGGGUGUGCCUGGUCAAAUCGCUGGAUCUGUACACCGAGCCCCGCCAAUCCGCCAAGUUUCGUUCGCUAUUCGAGCUGAAGGUCACCCGAAAUGGCUGGGUACACGCCCUGGUGGCCUACUUCGAUGUCGGAUUCAGCAAGAGCACGCAAAGGAUCAGCAUCAGCACGUCGCCCUCUGCUCCGUGGACCCACUGGAACCAAACGGUCUUCUACCUGGAGACACCACUGCAUGUUAGGGCAGGUGAGUGCAUCAAAGGCGUGCUCACCUUGAAACCCAGCGAGGACAGCAUCUUUGACACGGAAUUCGACAUCUUUGUGAACUUCGAUGGCCGGGAGAAGCCGGUUACCGUCCAUCAGUCCUUUGUGCUCACCGAUCCCCUCACACUUUGUUGAGCCUGCACCAAAAGUGGCACACGAAAUAUCAUCGGAUCACGAUAAAAUGAACGACCAGUAAAAUAAAGUAAAAGCCAGCCACAUUGCCAGUGUGCAAUAUUUAUAUAAUUUUAUUGUGUGUAGGCACACAUAAAAUCAUCUCUAUGCAAGAAUUCAGUGGCAUACAUAUGCGAGGGAUUCAGGAAAGAGCUACGGACUCAAUAACUUUCCAACACCCUGAAUCUUGAAAAAAGGUGACUAAAAGUAAGCAACAAUAUACUUGU
Molecule: messenger RNA, 2199 nt
Organism: Drosophila sechellia
Lineage: Eukaryota; Metazoa; Arthropoda; Insecta; Diptera; Drosophilidae
Gene: Art2
Product: Arginine methyltransferase 2
Exons: 3
Coding region: 869-1936 (355 amino acids)
Biological process (GO): peptidyl-arginine methylation, to asymmetrical-dimethyl arginine; chromatin remodeling
Cellular component (GO): nucleus
Molecular function (GO): histone methyltransferase activity; protein-arginine omega-N asymmetric methyltransferase activity; protein-arginine omega-N monomethyltransferase activity
Source: RefSeq, a predicted model, not a curated record